UAUCCCCUCCAAAGGGCGGAUACGGCCAGUCAGAGAAUAGAUAUAUUCAGACCUUCACAAUAGAGAACAAACAUCUCUUUCUGAGACUCAGAUCAUCUCUAUAUAUCCUAGAAACCAAACCUUUUCCAUAAUGUUUGGCAAUUGAAGAUUACUAAGCUGUAGACUAGACCUGCAGACUAUCUUGGGAACUACAAGUCACUUCAAGAAACAAGCAAGAUGGCUGACAUCAUGGUUCAUAAGUUCUCCUUCCCCCUUACCUGUCCACCAUGUCACGCCCAACCCAAUCAGCAGCCAAUCACAGAGGAGAAUCAGCACCCUGGCAACCAGCGACAGGAGUCUGGAAGUGUUACACUAAGACCCAAAGACCCAAAAGACAACCCGAAACAAGCGAACCCAGAACCGAACAAAAAGCCAACACACAAUGAUAAACAGUCACAAGAGGAGUGCAAGCGCACCAUUAAAGCUUACAUGAUAAGUGAGAAAGAGGGAGGAGCACCUUCUAAGCCCCGCCCUGCUGAUUCAGUGUUUUCACACAAGACUGUGUUUGAGAAAUGGGAAAGCCUGCAGUAUGAAGAGCAGCGGCCAAGCACGAAGCGGCAGCUGUCUGCAGAGAGUGCAGCGAAGUGUGUGAGUGUGAGGAAGAGGAGCAGUGUGACGAGCAGCAGAGAAGAGCCAGCGAAACCUCUCUCACCCACUGAUCCUGGCAGACAGCCCGGGAAAGCCUGUCUGCCCAUAAGCUCCUCCUCUCAGAGGAAGCCAAGAAGACAGCUGUUCAGCAGCACUGGGGUCUUCCACAAAGUGGACACACUGGCAAUUAGUGCAGGGAGAGAGCUGAAGGAACAGGGAGUGUUCUCAGCUCAAAGCAUCGCUCGUGCGAUCACACAGGGGGCCAUAAAUGAGCUGGAGAAACUCAGGGCCAUAUGGGUCUGGCUCUGCCAUAAUAUCGAGUAUGAUGUGGAGGGGUAUCUGGGUCUUUCUCCAAAGCUCUGCACCCCUGAAGAAGUCAUUAAGCAGGGACGAGGAGUAUGCAGUGGGUUUUCCAGCAUCUGCCUGGAGAUGUGCAGGGAGGUUGGAGUUCAAUGCGAGGAAGUGAGCGGCUACAGCAAGGGCAUUGGGCACUCGCCUGGACGCAAGUUGGCACAAGAUCGCUCAGACCACAGUUGGAACGUGGUGUGGGUGAAGGAUAGGUGGGGGCUGCUGGACGCCUGUUGGGGGGCUGGCACUGUCAACAUGGAAACCAAAACGUUUGUCAAGAGGUUCGACGAUUUCUACUUUCUGACGGAUCCGAGUGAAUUUAUCAACUCUCACUUCCCUGAUGAGCAGCACUGGCAACUGCUGGACACUCCCAUCUCAUUGGAGAAGUUUGAGCUGGGACCCUUGAAGACCUCGGCAUUCUACACUCUGGGAUUGACCCUUCAACAACCAACACAAUACAAAAUAACCACAGAAGAUGGGGAAGCAACUGUGUCCGUGACCUCGUCCAGACCGUUGACCUUUGCCUACGAACUGAGGCAGCGGGAUGUCCAGACAGGAGUUCCAGGCCAGAGGGAGGUUGACAGCUCCUGUGGCCUGCUGUCAGUGACCCGUCAAGGAAUGAGUCUGCGCCUGCUGCCCCCGGACCCAGGAGACUACGAACUAAAGCUGUUUGCUCAGGCAGAGGGCGACUCCGGGGCACUGCGCUGGGUCUGCUCGCUGGAGCUGGAGUGUCCAGCCGUCCGGCAGAGUCAGCCACUGCCUGCUAACCCCUACAUGAGCUGGGGUUCAGGGGCCAGGGCUGGAGCGUUGGGGGUGAAAGGUUGCAGCCUGCCAAAUGAAGAGCCUCUGGAAGUGGGUGAAGGAGGAGAGUGCGAAGUGAUUCUGCACACUGCUCGACCGCUGAUGGUGGUUUGUGAGCUUGCACAUGCCUUGCUUGACCCUGCAUUGGCCAAGCGUUGUCUGGCAUUACAAAUAGCAGCAGAACGGUUGGUGUGCAACGUGCUGUGCCCCUACAAAGGCUUCUACCGACUCUCCAUGUUCGUGCGGGAUUACAGCGAUGGAAGUGGGACCCUUCAAAAUGUUGGCAACUUUCUGCUGCACUGUAAGAGUCAAGGAGUCAAUCUUAACCAACUGUACCCCCCUGACCUUGGCCCAUGGUGUGGUCCAGGCAUGCGUACGGACGCGGCCGGACUGUCCCAAUUCAGUCACCCAGGGGCGUUAGUGAACGUACCUCAGGGGCGCUGCAAUAUCACCUUCCAUCGCACUUCACCGGAGCUGCAAAUCCAUGCAGUCCUUAGCACAGAGAUGAGUCAGAAGAGUCAAGUCAAGUCUGGGCCUGGGCAGGGCCUGAACUCCGAGACGAGUCAUAAAGACAAGGCCUCUUCAAAGCAGGACAACAGCACAACAGAGCUGCACCAAGAGGCCCUCUUCCCGCUCUCGCGGUACAUCCUGCUCACACUCACGGAUAGCAAAGUGACUGUUAGCGUUUCCGCAUCCAGUCCUGGAGUCUAUCGCCUGGGCUUGUAUGGACGGAUGCCACCUCAGCAGGAAUUCUCCCCACUGUGCGACUAUGUUCUACGGAGCAUGUGCGAAAAGCGUGGAGAUCCCUUCCCGUGUGUGUAUUCAGCAUGGGGGAAAGGGUGUGUGCUACUGGAGCCACGGUCAGGCCUGCUGGCUCCACAGAGCUGGGUGCGCGUCCGAGUGAAAGUCCCUGCGGCGCGGAAAGUAAGUGUGCUGGCAGAGGAGCGAGUGGAGCUGAAGAUGAAUAAGAGCAAGGUGUGGGAGGGCGAGGCUUACACAGGAAGCAUCAGGCAAAUCAAACUGACCGCUGCAACCUCAGAGGCCGGCGACAUGGCUGUUCUCAUGACCUUCGAUGUCCUUGAUCUGGAAAGUGAGCCCUGAUAAUGGAGAUGGACGUGUAGUGCAUUUUAGCCUAGAAUCUAUUGUUGUAUUAUCAGCAUUAUGCACUACAUAGGGAGCAAAGGACACUUUGGGAUUCAGCCAAAGAAAGAUUUUGUGUUUGUGAUACCCAGAGAGUGUGCAUUAAGAGAGCUUAAUAGACAAAAUAAUGAUAGAUAGAAGUUUUUUUUUUGAUGAAUUCUGUACUGAAUAUAAAUUUAUAUAUAUAUUUCUGAUUGUUCAUUUUUUGUAUUUCACUGGAUGUAUAUUUGAAGUAGAGGUUUAGCACUUGUCAUUCAAGCACUUCUUAAACUCAAUGACCUUAAACAUACCGGUAAGCCUUUUAAAUCUGUAUCUGUGAUUUGUGUUGAAUGUACUUUUUUUGUAAUGUUUUUUUUGUGGUCGUUUGAUGUGUAAAGUGUGUGAUAUAGUAAGGGCUGUACAAGAAAAAGUCUGUAAUAAAUAAAAUAAAAACAUUUGCAUUAAUGAAAAUUACAUGACAUAUUGCUUAAAUAUGCACAUUGUUGAGUUUUUAAAUAACACAAACUAUUAUUUGAAAUAUUAAAGAUACUCAAG
Molecule: messenger RNA, 3450 nt
Organism: Astyanax mexicanus (Mexican tetra)
Lineage: Eukaryota; Metazoa; Chordata; Actinopteri; Characiformes; Acestrorhamphidae
Gene: ky
Product: kyphoscoliosis peptidase
Exons: 7
Coding region: 217-2877 (886 amino acids)
Source: RefSeq, a predicted model, not a curated record